AGCAUCUUCUAAACCUCGCUUGCAAUGACCGACCGCCAUAAAAGUCAGGGACAUGGAGAGACACUACAAAAUCAGCUGAGGAGCAGAAGCCAGAGGACUCUAAAUCAAUGCCUAGUAAAAUAUUGGGGCCUGGUGUCAUUUGAGGAUGUGUCUGUGGACUUCACCUGGGAGGAGUGGAAGGACCUCAGUGAUGCCCAGAGGAACCUCUACAGAGAAGUGAUGCUGGAGACCUACAGUAAUCUGGUGGCUUUGGGACACUGCACUGCCAAACCUGAUGUGAUCUUCAAGUUGGAGCAGGGAUCUGGGCCAUGCAUGGUAGAAGAAGCCUCAAGCCAGAGCCUCCCAGAUGUCCAGAAAGUACAUGGUCGUAUUCAGACAACCCAGCAAAAUCAAGAGAAAUAUUUUCGGCAAGUUGUAACUGCAUCAGCUGAGGCGAAGGUUGAAAUGGGAAAAGCAUUUAAUGUGAACUCAAACUAUACUUCAGUUCUGAAUAUAAAGAAUGGAAACUAUUCAAGAGUGAAGCCUGAGGAACUUAGUAUAUGGCAAAAUCUGCUUCUCACUGGUGAUCUACAUGAGGUCCCGACUGGAGAGGAGCCUGUUGAUCUUAAUGUAACUGGGAGAUCCUUCAAACUUCCUGAGCAUCUUAGUCUGCAUAACAAGGUUAAAGGUGUGCAAAAGCAUCUUCAGUAUUGCGGACAAGAGAAAAUCUUCAACAUGAAAGCUGUAUUGACCCACAGAAGGAUUCAUGUGCCAGACACUUACAGUAAGUUCAAUGAAUACAAGAAAGACUUUGAUAAGUUAGCACUUAUUUCUGAAGAGAUCACUCAAGUAAGGGAGAACUCAGUUGAAUAUAAUGUCUAUCAUGAAGUGCUGUAUAACCAGGCUAAACUCGUUAACCAUGAGAAAGUACAAAAAGGACAGAAAUAUUAUGAAUGUAGUGGUUUGGGAGAACCUUUCAUCAGCAAAAUAUAUGUUGUAAAACACCAGAGAACACAAGCAGAAGAAGAGACCUAUAGAUGUAAUGAAUGUGAGAAGACUUUCUGUCAAAAGACAGAACUCAGUAUGCAUCAGAGAAUCCACAGAAAAGCAAAACUCUAUGAAGAUUAUGAAUGUGGAAAAAACUUCAUCCGGAAGCAAAACCUCAACAGGCGUCUGAGAACUCACACAGGUGAGAAGCCACAUGAAUGUAAUAUGUGUGAAAAAGCCUUUUACCGUAAGUCACACCUCAACAGGCAUCAGAGAAUUCACACUGGUGAGAAACCCUAUGAAUGUAAAGAAUGUAGGAAAACUUUCUACCAUAAAUCAUCUCUCAUUAUACAUCAGAGAACUCACACAGGUGAGAAGCCUUAUGACUGUGCAAAAUGUAGGAAAGCUUUCUACUGUAAGUCAGACCUUACAAUACAUCAGAGAACUCACACAGGUGAGAAACCGUAUGAAUGUGAGGAAUGUAGGAAGACCUUCUACUCUAAGUCACAUCUCACAAUACAUCAGGGCAUUCAUACAGGUGGCAAACCAUAUGCAUGUGAAGAGUGCAGGAAAACAUUCAACCGAAAGUCGAACCUCACUGUACAUAAGAGAACUCAUACAGGUGAGAAACCCUAUGCAUGUAAUAUAUGUGGAAAAUCCUUUUACAGGAAGUCACACCUCAGUACACAUCAGGGGACACACAGAGGUGAGAAACCAUAUGAAUGUAAAGAGUGUAAGAAAACAUUCAAUCAUAAGGCAGCCCUCACCGUACAUCAGGGAACUCACACAGGAAACAAACCAUAUGCUUGUGCAGAAUGUAAAAAAACUUUCCUCCAUAAGUCAUCUCUCACUGUGCAUCAGAGAAGCCACACAGGUAACAAGCCUUAUGCCUGCGAAGAAUGUAGUAAAGCUUUCUACUGUAAGUCACAUCUCACUGUGCACCAGAGAACUCAUACAGGUGAGAAGCCGUAUGAAUGUCAAGAAUGUGAGAAAUCCUUUCACCAGAAGUCAUACCUCAGCAGGCAUCUGCUAACUCAUGAAACAGAGAAACGAUUUGAAUGUAAACAAUGUGGGAAAACUUUCUACCAUAAAGCAUCCCUCAUUAUACAUCAGAGAACUCACACAGGUGAGAAACCAUAUGAAUGUCAGCAGUGUGAUAAAGCCUUUCACAAGAAGUCAAACCUCACCAGGCAUCAGAUAACUCAUGAAAGUGAGAAACAGUUAGAAUGUAGGAAAUGUAAGAAAGCUUUCUCCCAUAAGUCAUCCUUCAUUUUACAUCAAAGGACUCAUUUAGAAGAAAUCAUGUGAAUAUAAUAAAUGUGAAAAACUUACAGAAGCCAACCUGAUAGAACAUCUGAGAAUUCACACAGAAGAGAAAAUCUAAAAGUAUAAUGAAUAUGAGAUUUUUUUCAUGAGGAUGCACCCAUUAACAGGCAUCAAGGAACGCAGAGACUGACUCUAUAGCAGAGACUAUGUCUUCCAAGAUUAUGAUUUUCUGUGGAAUACACAGUUUGCAUUUUUUCAGCCUCUGAUACUAUGUUUUGAACCAUGUACUGGAACUGUAUAGUAGAAUGUGAAUACUUCGAUCCUAGACCCCACAAAAUCUAUUAAAUUCUUCUCGGUUCUUCUCCUUGAGUUCUUACGUACACAUUGGGCCUGUAACAAAUCUGGCUGCUGAGGGUGGUCUUGUGAGCCAUAGGUCACUGUUUAAGACAAACAUAAUCGAUCCCGAAGAGCAUACCUCUUCCUACCUUUUUCUCUUAUAUUCCUAUGUAGUUCACAUGAGUGAGAAAUACUCGGUUGCAUGAUUGUGUUUUUUCUGUUUGCAUUACAGUGCAAAUCUAUAAUAGCUAAUUCACUUUAUAAGCCAUCUGAGAGAUUUUCUCUGUGCUUUAAUAUUGUAGAAUUUACACAGGAGAAGUCUAACACCUCUUAUAUUCAAGUUAAUUUAUGGAAAACAUGCACUUGUUGACAGAUUGUAGCAAGCAGAAAAUGCUUUAAUAGGCAGGAAAAUUUCACUGAACACUUUGAAUAAGGAAGAUAUUCGUAAAUUUGUUUCAUUGUAUGAGAGCUUCCAACAAACCUUUCAUAUUUUUUGUAGCAGCUAUUAGUCUUGAAGGAAGGAUAACUGUCAGUUUGUGUAAUAUAAAUGUUGGUUUUUCAACUGGAGAUGUUAAAUAUACUAUUGGAAAUCAUUUAAAAAUAUUUCACUGUAUACCGGUAUGUAAAUAUCAAUCAGUAUUUUCUGUCCAGGCAGGCAGUUGAGCAGCCUCCAGUGCACAAAACAUCCCAUAACAUAUUAGUAAUUUGUAUUAACAUACUUUACUUGUUGGGACCCAGUAUAACUGCAGAGCAUAUAUAUAUAUAUAAGUUUUUGUACUAUAAUGACAGGCUGAGCGUAUACCUCAGUGUUAGGGUGUAUGCUUACCAUGCAUGAGGGCCUGUGUUUUCAGUGCUUAGCAUGAACAAGUCAAAUAAAUAUUUUGGCUUAAGUGCCAGCGUAUGGCCAUUUAUAUUUUGGUAUAUAAUGUGUGAUAUUGUACUAUGUUUUGUUGCCUUUUCUCCUAAUGUUUAUAAAUGUGCAUGGAUAUUAUGAUAAAAAUAUCUUGUAACAGAUUCUUUUCUAAUGUACAAAGCUAACAGAAACAUUGGUAUGGAAAUAUACAAAUCAAGCAUA
Chinchilla lanigera (long-tailed chinchilla) is the source of this 3643-nucleotide messenger RNA. Its product is annotated as zinc finger protein 39-like. Lineage: Eukaryota; Metazoa; Chordata; Mammalia; Rodentia; Chinchillidae. The record is from RefSeq and is a predicted model, not a curated record. The coding region runs from base 25 to 2274 and encodes 749 amino acids. Gene Ontology annotation, biological process: regulation of DNA-templated transcription. The transcript has 4 exons.